Molecule: messenger RNA, 2995 nt
Organism: Magnolia sinica
Lineage: Eukaryota; Viridiplantae; Streptophyta; Magnoliopsida; Magnoliales; Magnoliaceae
Exons: 7
Coding region: 69-2600 (843 amino acids)
Source: RefSeq, a predicted model, not a curated record
CUCGCCCACUGUUGUCUUUUCUCGUUUCAUGCCCUGAAUUUCUUCUCUUCUCCGAAAGAUCAACGGCCAUGGCUACCAAAUUCUCAUUUACAGAAGAAGAGAUGGCAAUUGACGAAGGCCUCGGAUACCCGAGAGCUUAUGAGAAGCUCUGCCGGAAUCCCCAUCUCUUCAAUUCCUUCAACCAAGGCCCUCCUUUCACUUACAUUCCUUAUGUCUUGCCAAAUCAAGAAGCUUUGAGGGCAAGGGAUUUGAAGCAGUUAUUCCCCAUCGUUGACCCAGAGAAAAAACCUUUGGCCAAUCCAAGGAAUUAUGCCAAUCUCUUAUGGAAGCAGCUUAACCAUCUCGGGAAUGCCGGCUUCGAUCCUGCAAGGUUCCGAGUGGACAUAUAUGGCAACGUUCUUUACUCCCAUGCCGAUUUGGGUUCUCCCCUUGCUUGGGAGAUUGAUCACUGGUUUCCAAUUUCUAGAGGAGGAAGGACAGUUCCUAGCAAUCUGAGGAUAUUACAGUGGCAAGUGUGCAAAAAGAAGCAGAACAAGCUGGAAUUUCUCAUUCCAUGGUGGGACCUGCAACUGGGUAUCUCUGUAAAUCAGUUCCUUUCCAUAUUUGCAUCUAAAAAUUCUGAUUUCAGGAAUAGAGCAUUUUCAUGGCUGUUCUCUGAAGGUGAAAAUGAAGAAUUGAAUGAAUUGCAGGCUGUGGAGUCUCAUAUUUUUCCUCAGCAUUUCGUUGAGGCAGAACAAGAAGUAGGCCUCGCUCCAGCCGCCAUUGUUUUAUCUCGCAGAGAUUUCGAUUCAUCACCUCUGAAGUCUGUUGAUCUCAAUCGGCCUUUAAGGCUGAGCUCCCCUGCAAUUGCUAUGAGGAAAUUCUCGGUUGAAGAAGAAGCCCACUGCAAAGCAAUUCAGCAAUUCAGAUCAACCAUUUCAAAAGAAAAUGAAAAUUCUGACAUGGGCUGCAAUGAAUAUGCGGCCAUUGUCAUGGCAAGAGAUUCACUGAAGCAAAGAGAAGAAACUGAAAAGAAGCAAGCGGAGAUACACAAACUGGAGAAUGAAUUGAAUGAGCUAAAGCAGAGAAAUGAAUCAGAAAGGCUGUCCAUCCAAGACUUGGAAACUGUGCUUAUAAAGCGCAGGAGAAGAGUUGAGAAAUGCAGGCGGUUAUCGGAGUCUCAGUCUUCUUAUAGGGCUUUACUAGAGAAGAUGAUUCGAGACGCCAUGCACCAGAAUGUUGUUUACAAGGAGCAGAUUAGAUUGAACCAGGUGGCCGCCAGCGCUCUCAUGGCAAGAUUAGAAGCCCAGAAAGCAAUCUGUGACUCCUCGGAGAAAGAUCUCCACAGGAAGUUCAAACAAAGAGAUGAUCUCGAGAGUCAGACGAGGCCAUACUCGGAGCAUGCGCGGAAAAGAUCCCGAACUGAUGAUGCUCUGUUUGAAGAACGAUAUGAGAAAACCACUCAGCUAUUGUUGCGAGGAACUGAGACAGGGAAAAAGAAGGCUUUGCAGAAGGAACUGAGAUUGUUCUUAGAGGAAGAACAGAAGGCAUCUGAAGCUGGCAUCUCUCUUGAUGAAGAGAGAGAACAACAAGAAGAAGAAGACGGGGAAAGAAAGGAAGCUUUGGCCAUCAGCACCGCUAAUGGAGGGAGGCCCAGAGAAGAUUUGUCCUUGGUUGUUCCAGAGGAUGAGACGGAACUCGAUGAUGAACUCCAGAAGUUAGCAAUCAAAGACCGGAAUGACACGAAGACUAAUGAAGAGGAGAUGAUAAGUUUGGUUACCGAAAGCCUGAUAAAAGAAGAAAAUGAAGAAUACAGAAAGAAGAUUGGGAAGGGAAAUGUCGACAAAUGGCUUCAGAUGCUAUUGGAGGACAGCCAAGAAGGCAGCCCAUACUCAGGCUCACCUGAGAUCACAAACAGGCCACCAGAGGACAAGCCCGCCGAAAUAGUCCGGAAGGUGAAGCUUAUUAAACACCCACAAGAGGAGAUUAAGAUUUUAAGACUCGAGGCCCCACAACCCAAUCAGAAGGAUGCUGAAGUGUGUCUUAAUAAAAAGGAAACUAGCAGUUCAAAAUCCAAGCAUAAUGAAGUUCAAGUUGAGGAGAGAAAAGGCAAAACAGUCCGGAAGGUGAAGCUUAUUAAACACCCACAAGAGGAGAUUAAGAUUUUAAGAUUGAACGCCCCACAACCCAAUCGGAAGGAUGCUGAAGUGGGUCUUAAUCAAAAGGAAACUAGCGGUUCAGACUCCAAGCGCAAUGAAGCACAAGUUGAGGAGAGAGACUGCGAGAAGAGAAUAGAAAGUAGUAUAAUGUUUGAGAAAAAUCCCAAUCCUGAGAUGGGUAGUGGUUAUAAAGGUCUUGGAAGUAGUACGAGUUUUGAAGGGAAGGAUAGAGGAGAGAGGAAUGGGAAAGAGAGGGGGCUUGCGAGGUGUGAGAGUGCAAGGGUUUUCCGGCCAUCAUCCCCAUCAAUGAUUUUGAGGAGAGGUGUGGAUUGCAUGGGGAAGAAGCCAAUGGUAAUGGGUGAUGAUGAUGAUGAUCAGAGUCUUGUGAUGGGACAUAACAAGUUCAUCAAGACGUCCAUCAAGACAUGCACCCAAGCUAUCAAGAAAGCAAUGAAUAAAUGAACUAGUUCUUAUCUUCUCUUCUGAUAGAGCUCACUAGCAGAGCUCAGUAAGUGUUUGGAGAUUGUGUAUCUAUGUUGUCUAGCCAGUUUGUAUGAGAUCCGGGCCGCUCCUUUGUAAGAUCAGGCUACUCUUGGUGGGCCAUGCAUGCAUAAGAAGAGUUGUCCAAGUGGCCGCAUUCAAAGGACAAUCACUCCUGGCCCACCUGAAGAAUGUGUUUGCUUGAUUGUUCAGUUACACAGCACAUUUCCAAUAUGACCCACUUGAUAAAAAAACCCGGAUCUUGCGCCAAGAGUAGCCUAGCAUUUUUAUAGUGGAUUCGUGUGUGAAAGAUUGCUUUUGUAUAGUCGUAGUAAAUAUAUGGUUGUUGUGUAAUAAGAGAGAUGCAUUGAAGGGUA